Molecule: messenger RNA, 1402 nt
Organism: Anastrepha ludens (Mexican fruit fly)
Lineage: Eukaryota; Metazoa; Arthropoda; Insecta; Diptera; Tephritidae
Exons: 2
Coding region: 116-1111 (331 amino acids)
Molecular function (GO): sequence-specific DNA binding
Source: RefSeq, a predicted model, not a curated record
UGUCAAACCAAAAGAGUCUAAUGAACUUUAGUUUGAGAAAAACUUUUGAUUGACGUCGCGCAAUUUUCAAACGCUGUCGAUUUUCCGAAUUUUUUUAAACUUUUUCGAUUUAAAAAUGAGCAGAACGUGUCGUGUGCGCGGGUGUUAUUUAAAAAACAGUGAAGUGAAAUUAUUUUCUUUCCCACAGGACCCCAUAAUAGCAGACAAAUGGAGGCAGAAUUUGCAUAUUGCCAGGACGGAACAUCUUCCACCCCACAACUCAUUUGUGUGUGUAAAACACUUUGAGGCAUGUGUUGUGGGGGGACAAUGUUUGAAAAAGGGUGCCAUCCCCACCCUUCGUUUAGGGCACGACGAUGACCCUACAUACAGCUGUACAAUUCCAAAGAAGCAACGGAGCGUGGUAGGAUACGUGGUGGAAAAGGGUCAUACGUUGUACGAAUUUCCUCGAGGCGGAGAGGCUCGAAAUAGUUGGGCCCUGGCUUGCGACGUGCAACCAGCAGAUUCUGACAGGCUAUAUGUUUGUAAGCGCCACUUUAGUCCAGAGCAAGUAACUCGUUAUAAAGUUUUAGAUGGGGCUGUUCCAUCUUUAAGAUUAGAGCCAGUUACUAGAAGUCGCUCACCUAGUACUGGCUCUGAUUGGGUUUGCCCGCCCGUUACUAAAGUGUACGUAAAUCGUACAGUAGGUGUAGGUGUAGCAAAUGGUCUCACGUUAGAAGAAUUCGCAAAAUAUUCUAUGCUAGAGGAAACAAGGCAGGUACCCAAAAACAAAAACAUCUGUGAGGACUUAGAAAUCACAAGCAGUAGCGAACGAUUUGCUCAGGCUGCUCGUUAUUAUCGGAGCAAUGAAAUAAAAUUAAAAAAAAGAAUUCAAGAGUUAGAAGCAGAAAAUGAGAAGCUACUGCAAAAAUAUAAAUAUUUGUGUACUCGUGCAGUUCUUGCGGAAGAAACUUCAAGCAGUGAUGCUGUAACUUUCGCAAGAAUGAUCGUCAGUGGCCAAAAAAAUCGUUAUAGCGAGGAGGAAAAGACAUUGGCCCAAAACAUCAAUUAUAUGUCCUCCAAAGCAUAUACGUUUAUGCGUGACGAUCUAGGUUUUGCUUUGCCCCAUAAAUGAUCCCUUUCGCGUUGGCGCCCCAUCAAAUAUGUUGUUCCGGGGUUCGAUGCCAAUGUCUGUGAUAAUUUAGAAAAAAUUGUUUCAACUAUGUCCGACACCGAACGCAUAAGCGUUCUAUUAUUCGAUGAAAUCAUCAUCAAAUCGGACUUAAGCUAUAAUAAAGCUAGAGAUGUUAUCGAUGGGUUUGUAGACCAUGGGGAAGGUCAACGCGAAAACAAAAUUGGGAAUAAAUGUUUAUUUUUUAUGGUUAAGGGAUUGUGCUCCAAAUGGAAAUACGUGUUUUCGUAUUAU